This is a messenger RNA of Bicyclus anynana (squinting bush brown), 14850 nucleotides long. RefSeq names its product dynein axonemal heavy chain 10 (gene Dhc98D). Bases 16 to 14625 code for a protein of 4869 amino acids. Gene Ontology annotation, molecular function: minus-end-directed microtubule motor activity; dynein intermediate chain binding; ATP hydrolysis activity. The record is from RefSeq and is a predicted model, not a curated record. Gene Ontology annotation, biological process: microtubule-based movement. Gene Ontology annotation, cellular component: dynein complex. The transcript has 91 exons. Lineage: Eukaryota; Metazoa; Arthropoda; Insecta; Lepidoptera; Nymphalidae.
GAUCUAUUCUAUGAUAUGUUUGAUGAUCCGAUGAUGAAGCAGAGCUUGGCGAGGUUCAUCGCAGCACCGCUGAAACCCAACGAGCUGUCGUUGGAGAAACGACUGUUCUACGUCAACAAAAUCAUUGUUGACAAACUGAUUCACGAGGACAAGGAAUAUACUGAAUGGCGAAUCAUUCCUCCUCCAGUAACAGUAGUAUUGCAAAAGAAAGGAAAGAAGAAAAAAGGUGGCAAAAAAGAUGCCGAUUCAACCGCUGAAGAGGGUGAACAAGAAGAACAGAAGAAAGGUAAAGGCAAAGGAGGGAAGGGUGGGAAAGGCGGCAAAGGUGCAAAAGUUAAAGACGUUGAACUUGAAGAACCUAGAGAGGAAGCAGAUGAAGAUGUAGAAACCGUAGCGGCAGCUGUAACCGAUGUCUCUGACGUAGAUGACACCAAGAAAACGUCAAUCAACCUGACGAUGGAGGAAGAACCGCCGGAAGACAUGUACACUUUUCCACCACCUCCUGAAGAUUUGGAUCCAGAAGUGGAUGGAACAUUGGAGUUUUACACUGUUGUUAGAUCAGUACCACGUAUAAUCCAAUACCCAAAACUGAUACCCGUGUUCGGUGCCUUCACGCCGCAAAAAACGCAUCGAAACCGUCGCUACUUCUACUUCAUCAGGCAAACUCAAGAUGAGAUACCUUUGCAUGAAACGGCCAAAAUAAUGAAAUUGAAAAUGCCAGAGUACGUCUUCGUCGGAUGUACGUCGGGAAAGGUUCUCAUGAGCUUGGCAUGGCAACUAAAAGAGACGUUCGUAUCACUGUUUGAGAAGCAAUUUCGUGAGAUAACAACAAUGCCCGCUGAUCCGUCCACCACAGUGAUAGCAAGACAGGUCUCCUACGCCGGGAAACAUCAUCAGAUGGACGACACGGCAUCUGAGAUAAAUUAUCUUCGUCCAUCUGACUACCGCCGCAUGUCAAACGUUGCAAGAGGAGAGAACGCAGAACGAAGGAUUAAGAAUAUGCGUACAGAGACCUACGUUCAAGCUGUGCCGAAAGUUGUUAAGCGAAACUCUCCUUUGUUAACGUCUGCCAACGACAUCGAAACACCCAUAUCUGAUACGAAAGUCGAGAAGAAAGCGGCUGCACAUGAAGUCAUUGAUGACAUCCAAAAUCUUGUUGGAAUCGUUGAAUGGACAAUAGAACACAUGGAAGGUGAGAUACAGCUCCCCAUGCCGACCAUACCAGCGUUAUUGGAGGAGCGAGAGGAGGACCACGUAGAGUUCGUUGACCCCGAGCUGACCUCACAACUUGAGGAGGCCGUCAUUAUGUGGCAGACGCAUAUCGAUGCUACGAUAUCUGCUUGUUUGAAUAAAACACGAGAAGGCAACGGUCCUAUUGCCGAAUACAAAUACUGGCGAGAGAGAGAUGCUGAGAUAUCUCUGCUGGUGGAACAGUUGAAGCAGCCGAUGGUAGUUAAAAUUCUCUCUAUCCUCGAAAGGCUGUCUUCAAGUCAUUAUGUCGGUUUUCAACAGUAUAAAGACACACUUAUGGAACAAUACAAUCUGGCUGGAGAUAACCUCAAAUUUUUGUCAACCUUGAUGCGGUUUUUCACCACACUAGAAGACGAUUCGCCCCUCCAACAAGUGAUCGACAUGCUGCCAGAACUCGUGGAAAGCAUUUACAUGAUGUGGGUCCUCUCCAAAGGGUAUCGCACGGAUGAGACAAUGAUCCCACUGUUGGGACGAAUAUCGUGGGCCUUGUGCGACAAACUGGAGAGAUUCCUUAACGUACACAAGCUUUUUGAUAAGUCAAACGAGGAAAUUCUCUUACUGGCGCGCUCAGGGCAGAAGAUAAUGGAAAUGUGGCACACUCUGUACAAGGAGACGAGACGUAACAUCGAGAUCAGCGGCAAGGGUGCGCGCUGGGAGUUCGACCAACCCCUUCUGUUCACGCGCACUGAUUACAUUGGCACUGUUGGCAGGGACUUAGGGGAUAUUGUGCAGGUACUCAUCGAUUUCGAAAGAAUUUUUGGAAACGAGCUGAAGUCAAUCAUAAGUGAUCCAACUCAAAUCGACGAUGUCCGUAAACGUGUCAAGAAGCUCGUGUUUCCGAUACGCACGAUCGACUUUAGCGUAUUCGUAUUCGACAACAAAGAGAACUGGGAUGUCAUUAUGGGGGACUUUUGGACUGAAGUCAGGUAUUUGGAAGAGGAGGCGAAGAACUAUAUCAACACAUGCUUUAGUAAUUUACGAUCAUCAACAGAGGCAUUGGACGUUUUGCUAAAGUUUAUGGAGUUUGACAUAAGAGAAUCGAUCAAAAAACAACUGUCAACUAAGUUCGAUCUCGUUAUGAGACAGUUUAUCAAGGAGAUCACUGCUAUCGAGGACAAAUUCACACGCUAUCGCAAAAAUCCACCUUUACUUCGGUACCAUUCUCCUGUAGCCGGUGCUAUCUAUUGGGCUAGAGCACUCUUCAAUAAGAUGAAGCAGCCAAUUAUGAAAUUUCAGAAAGUACCCGAACUAAAUGACUGUGAGCAAAAAAAGGCGGCGUUCUUGCAGUAUAAGGCUUUCUCGAAAGUUAUUAAAGAAUUUGAGGAAGCAAAAUACAAGGAGUGGGUUAAAGAAGCGUCAGAUUUUGUAGAUGAUAGGAUGAAGAGAAAUAUUCUGCAUGUUGUGUUCAUAAAAGAAGAAGACGCAGCACCAACAAAAGGGCGUGGAAUGCAAUUAACUGCGGCUGGGCGCGCUCACGUUGCCAAGAAAAAAGCCUCCAACACAUCCAUUAGACCUGUUGACGUUGUGAACAAAGAAAUAGCACAGAAACGACGAAGGGACAAAGCUUUAAUGCUUAUGAGAAUCCCUGGACAACACUAUGAGAAUGUUAAAUCACCAAGCUCCGUAUCACUUUUGGCAAAGGAAGGACUGACUGAUGUGACAUGGCGUGAUAUGACAGUUCACAAACUGAUGCAAGAAUACGAACUAGAGUUUCAGCCGAACUUUGACAAACACAUAUUUCACGUUAUACAUGAAGCUGAGCUUCUAGAGAAAUUAGGAUUUGACCUGCCACCCAAUAUUAGAGAUGUAUCAAUGCAAAAGUCACGUCUCUAUUACGAAUUGGAGUCACUAUCAAGCGUCAUAGCUAAAUACAAUGCAAGUUCUACGUCCCUGAGUCCCUCUGAGACUCACCUCAUGAAGAAACAUCUCCUUGACAUGGAGAGGCAUAUACUGCCGGGUUUGACCAGAAUUACAUGGACUGCUUUAGGGAUUAACGAAUAUAUCAAGGACAUCACAAAAGGUGAAAACUCUCUGAAGGCCGUUUACCAGCAAUUGAAAAUGGUUGAAAAAGAAGUCAAGUUUUUACUUGAUCAGAUGGAGUUGUUCGACUUGUUCCCACUAUUGAAGCCGAAGGAUUACGUUGAUCCUAUAACUGGACUGAAAGAUGAUACUUGGCUUUAUCCGUGCAAGACUUUCUUCGUGGAAGUCGAAAACGAACGUCUCGAGAGGGUCGCGAUGCUGUCCCGCCUGUACGAUCGCAUCGGACCCAACCUGAUGAAGCUGGAGUACUUGAUCCUGGGCACCAGCACUGGCCGCACGGCUGUCAUGUCGUCGUACUACACCUUCUGGGAGAAGAAGAUCUUCAAGUGUCUUGUUACAUUCACUCUGGAAAAUCUACAAUCAUUUCAAACAAUACUAAGCGAAAAAACUCCUCUAUUCCAAGUGGACGUAGUUUUGGCACCGCCAGAUAUCGCCAUGCGACCCACGGCGGGUGAAGUUUGCAACAUCCUUGGAUAUAACAUCAAACAUUUUCUCAAUAGGUUGACAAUUUUUACACGGUGGAUGAAGAAGACGUGUCUUCCAUGUCCACCACAGAAGAUCGCAGAAGCUACGGGAAAUGAGUUUUACGUUUUUUCAUAUUUUGAGGACAUUCUGCGAGUUGUGUCCAUCAAUGACGUCACGCUACUAAUACAGGACACUAUUUAUCGACUCACCCAGGAUAUCAAUGUCUACAUUCAAAAAUGGCAGAAAUAUCAGCACCUAUGGGCCUUCGACAAACACCUUUCGUGUGAGAAAUACAUUCAGAAACACGAACAAAUACAGAAAUACGAUGAAAAGUUUUUCUUCUUCGAGGACAUAAUAGCAGAUUUAGACAACCACGUCAAAUUUGUCGACGUUGGUGCCAUAAGGGUGAACUUGCGGCCCAUAAUACAACAAAUACAAGGUCAUGCGCAAGAGUGGAAAACUAUACUUGGUCAAUCCAUCGCUUCAAAGACUAGGAUGAAUAUGUAUGAUUUGAAAAACCAAAUUGAGUCUCUUCGUACAACGAUGAACAUGAACAUCAAAGGUCUGGAGGACUUCAAAUUGGUGAUGGCGACGAUCUCCCUGGUACAACAGCUUACCAUCACAGCCGAGGUUAAGUUUAAGAACAUGCAAGAAAUCUUCCAUAUGUUGAGACAACAUGGUAUUGAUGUGUCAGAUGAUGACUUAUUAUUUGCUAAAAAAUUGGAAAGUUCCUGGGGCAGUUUGUAUCACACGUCACUGUUCCGUGCGAAAACAUUGGAGCAAACUAAAGAGAAGUUCUCAAAGAUGAACGUGAUUGAAAUAUCCAAGUUCCUGAAAGAGUUGGAUGACUUUGUAGAGAAGUUUGACAAAGAGGGACCUAGCACAGUCGGGGAAGACAUGGACAGGGGACUACUGCUUAUGGAGGAAUAUACUAAAUACUUCGACGAACUAGAAUCUAGGAAGAGGGCGUUGCAACAAGCUGAGCAGCUCUUCGACAAUCCCCUCGCUGACUUCUCCACCUUCAACCGAGCCAAGACCGACUUCAAUGCGAUGGAACAAAUCUACAAAAUAUACAAGGCGCAAAAGAGUGCGAGGGAACUGUGGGCUAAGACUUUGUGGGUCAAUUUGAACCCACAGGCAUUGGUUGAUGGCAUCGAGCAGUUCUUCAAGGAAUAUAGGAAGCUAGCGAAACCAAUCCGCCUCAGUCCCACCGGUGUGACACUAGACACUAAAAUGAAACAGUUCAAAAACGUGGUCCCACUGAUGGUGUCCCUCAAAAACGAGGCAAUGCGCGAACGGCACUGGAAGGAAUUGAUGGCAAAAACAGGUCAAGAUUUUGAUAUGUCGCCGGAAAGAUUUACACUGGAAAAUAUGUUUGCUAUGGAAUUGCACAAAUAUCAAGACGUUGCGGAAGAAAUAGUAAACCAUGCUAUAAAGGAACUGGCAAUUGAACGUGGCGUAAGGGACGUCCAGGAGACGUGGGCUAACAUCGCGUUCACUGUGACCAAGCAUUUCAACCGCGGUGAGGACAGAGGAUACACACUCAACCCAUGCGACGAGAUCACAGUGAAAGUGGAUGACGAUGCAAUGGCACUGCAAAGUAUGGCAGCAUCACAGUUCAUAGGACCAUUUUUGACGGUAGUUCAAACGUGGGAGAGGCGCUUAUCUCUGAUUUCCGAAGUAAUUGAGGAAUGGUUAGCAACGCAGAGGAAAUGGCUUUAUUUGGAAGGGAUUUUCGUAGGAGGUGAUAUUCGGACGCAAUUGCCUGAAGAGGCUAAAAAGUUUGAUGAUAUUGACAAAGCAUUCAGGAAGAUAAUGCUGGAUACUGCAAAGAGACUAAACGUAGUUGAUUGCUGCACAAUUAGCGGAAGACUGGAAGAAUUCAUCAACUUGGGAUUAGGUCUUCAGAAAUGUCAAAAAUCACUCAACGAUUAUUUGGAUUCCAAAAGACGGAUCUUUCCGAGAUUUUUCUUCAUUUCCACCGACGAGCUGUUGUCUAUUCUCGGAAGUAGUGAAUGCAGUUGUGUACAAGAGCAUAUGAUCAAGAUGUUUGACAAUAUUCGUGCUCUGGAUUUGUACGUGGAUCACACGAAUCGCCCGGUUGCCGCUAAAAUGAUAUCUGCUGAAGGCGAGAUAAUGGACUUUCGUUACGUGGUUUACACUGAAGGGAGGGUCGAAGACUGGAUGAAUUUAGUUUUGAUCGAAAUGCGCAACACCAAUAAGUUUAUUACCAAGAAAGCUAUCUUCUAUUACGGCAAAAACUGGAGGACUCCCAGAACGGACUGGAUAAUGGAAUAUCAAGGAAUGGUGUGUCUGGCUGCCAACGGUGUGUGGUGGACUGCUGAGACGGAGGAAACAUUCAUAAGAAUCAGAAAUGGUAACAAACGAGCAAUGAAAGAACAUUUACAACAACAGAAUGAGCAGCUAGAUGGACUUGUGGUGAAAGUAAGGCAAGAUUUAACCUCCAACGAUCGACUCAAGUUCCGAACUAUCACAACAAUAGAUGUCCACGCUCGUGAUAUCAUUGAAGGAUUUGUUCGCGACAAUGUUACCGAAGCCGCCGAGUUUGAGUGGGAGAGCCAACUUAGAUUUUAUUGGCAGAAAAAAGAUGACAACCUUUGGAUUAAGCAGUGUACAGGGUUGUUCGAAUACGGAUACGAGUACAUGGGCUUGAACGGCCGCCUCGUGAUCACGCCGCUAACUGAUCGUAUCUAUCUAACCAUUACUCAAGCGCUUACUAUGCAACUCGGCGGCGCUCCCGCUGGACCUGCAGGAACUGGCAAGACGGAAACAACAAAGGACCUAGCUAAAGCCCUAGGUUUGCUGUGUGUGGUGACGAACUGUGGCGAGGGCAUGGACUUUAGAGCCGUCGGCCAAAUUUUAGCCGGCUUGUGCCAGUGCGGUGCUUGGGGAUGUUUCGAUGAAUUCAAUCGUAUCGAUAUCUCAGUAUUGUCUGUGAUAUCGACUCAGUUGCAAUGUAUACGGAGCGCUUUGCUUAUGAAAUUGAAACGGUUUACGUUUGAAGGUCAAGAGAUCGCAAUGGAUAGUAAAGUGGGCAUCUUCAUCACUAUGAAUCCAGGUUACGCGGGUAGGACGGAGUUGCCCGAGUCAGUGAAGGCACUGUUUCGUCCAGUCGUGUGCAUUCUGCCUGACUUGGAAAUGAUUUGUCAGAUAUCACUGUUCUCUGAUGGGUUUCUGACUGCUAAAGUAUUAGCUAAGAAAAUGACAGUCCUAUACAAAGUGGCUCGCGAACAACUGUCAAAACAAUCUCACUACGAUUGGGGUCUGCGAGCAUUGACUGCUGUGUUGAGAAUGGCGGGGAAACUACGACGAGAUUCUCCGGGGCUCAGUGAGAUUAUGGUGCUUAUGAGGGCUUUGAGGGACAUGAACCACCCAAAAUUUGUAUUUGAAGACGUGCCACUAUUCCUGGGCCUCAUUAAGGAUCUGUUCCCUGGUCUGGAAUGUCCGCGAGUUGGCUAUCCCGAUUUUAAUGCGGCUGUUAUAGAUGUUUUGGAAAAGGAUUCGUAUAUUGUACUUGCUCACCAGGUGGAUAAAAUUGUGCAAAUGUACGAGACCAUGAUGACGAGACAUUGCACGAUGCUGGUCGGGCCAACGGGGGGUGGGAAAACAGUCAUCAGCCAGACUCUGGUGAAGGCGCAAACUAAUCUUGGCCUGCCCACCAAAGUCACUAUCGUUAAUCCAAAGGCGUGCUCGGUAAUUGAGUUGUAUGGCAUUCUGGAUCCCGUUACCCGAGAUUGGACUGACGGGCUCUAUUCCAAAAUAUUCCGGGAAAUGAACAGACCCGCAGAGAAAGAAGAGCGUCGAUACUCCAUAUUCGAUGGUGACGUCGACGCACUUUGGAUUGAAAACAUGAACUCUGUGAUGGAUGACAACAAGCUGUUGACUCUUGCCAACGGGGAGCGGAUCCGACUGGCUCCAUACUGUGCCUUGUUGUUCGAAGUUGGCGAUCUGAACUACGCGUCACCAGCUACUGUCUCCAGAGCCGGCAUGGUGUUUGUGGAUCCGAAGAAUCUUGGAUACCAACCCUAUUGGGACAGAUGGCUCCGGUGUCGCAGCAAUGAAGAAGAGCGCGAGCAGUUGGGCGGGUUGUUUGAACACUACGUGCCAGGCGCCAUCAACUACAUCGUGUUCGGGCUGUUCGGACUGCAGCAGCAGACGCCGCUCAAGACCAUCGUGCCGCAGACACCACUCAACUUGGUAAUGCAGUUGUGCUAUAUGAUCAGCGGACUUCUGCCCAACAGGGAGGACAGUAACGAAGAAAUUGAUAAAACAGUGGUCGAAUGUGUAUUCAUGAUUUCAAUGUACAACAGCCUAGGAGCCGCCAUUAUCGACGACGGAAGGUUCGACUUCGACAAUUAUGUAAAGAAGGCUUGCCCAAUGAUGCUGGUUGAGGACUCGCCGGAGAAGAAGGCGACGACCAAGCACUUCCCCAUGGGCUUCCCAUCUCUGUACGACUACUGCCUGGAGCUGUCGACGAAGACCUGGGAGGCGUGGCAGUGGCUCAUCCCGGAGUACAUCCACGACAGGGAGGCGAAGUUCUCCGCUAUCCUGGUGCCGACUGUGGACACGCUCAAACUGACGUGGCUUAUUAGAAUCAUGGAAAGUGUUGAGAGACCUGUCCUAUUGGUGGGCGAGACUGGUACCUCCAAAACUGCAAUCAUCAACAAUUAUUUACGUGGUCUACCGCCGGAAAAAUACUUAAUUCAACAAAUGAACUUUUCAUCCCGGACGUCCUCUAUGGACGUGCAGCGUAACUUGGAGUCUGUGGUAGAGAAAAGAACCAAAGACGUGUUCGGGCCGCCUGUCGGGAAGAAAAUGCUCGUUUUUAUCGACGACAUGAAUAUGCCUAUAGUGGACACAUACGGCACUCAACAGCCGAUCGCACUGCUCAAGUUGCUGUUUGAAAGGAAAGGGUUCUACGAUCGGGGGAAGGAUCUCAACUGGAAAAACCUGAAGGACAUUGGGUUCUUGGCUGCCAUGGGCAAGGCUGGUGGUGGAAGAAACGAUGUGGAUCCAAGGUUCAUAUCCAUGUUCUCCGUGUUCAACCUGCAGUUCCCAUCGGAGUCGACGCUGAAUCAUAUCUACAACUCCAUUCUGAGAGGCCACUUCUCUAUAUUCCCCGAUGAAAUACAGGACAUCGUUGACAAAAUUGUACAGAUGACUUUGGACUUGUAUAAGAUCAUCGUCGUGGAACUGCCACCAACUCCUGCAAAGUUCCACUACAUCUUCAACCUCCGCGACCUGUCGCGAGUAGCGGCUGGAAUGUGUCUCACUCACCCCAACUACUUCAGCGAGAGACGCUGCGUGGUGCGGUGUUGGAGGAACGAGUUCACGCGCGUCAUUUGCGACAGACUUAUUAACGUAUCGGACAACGAACUGAUGCGGGUUCAUAUACAUGAACACAUUGUCAAAUAUUUCCCCGAAGCUGAGCCAGUGGUCCUAGAGGAAAUUGUAGUCCCUGAAGAGGAAGAAAAGGUUGAAGAGGAAGAGGACGAAUUUGCGAUUACUGAGAAAAAGCCUACAAAACAAGCCCCUAUAGAAGAACAAGAAAUAGAAAUAGAAGAUGAGGAGGUGGAACAGGAACGUGAACUAACGCUAGAAGAAUAUGUUCUUCGCGAUCCUCUUCUGUUUGGUGACUAUCGCAAUGCUCUUGAUGAGGAGGAGAUAAGAUACUACGAAGACUUGCUAGACUACGAAGCAGUUUACUUCCUAUUCCAAGAGAUACUAGACGAGUUCAACGAGCGCUGCGGCAAGAUGUCGGUGGUACUCUUCGAAGACUGCCUCGAACACUUGACUCGCACGCAGCGCAUCCUGCGCAUGGACCGGGGCAACGCUAUGAUCAUCGGCGUCGGCGGUUCGGGGAAGAAGUCCAUCUGCCGCCUUGCUGCAUUUGCUGCUGGUUAUGAGGUAUUCGAAAUAACAGUGACACGCAACUACAACGAAAACACAUUCAAGGAUGAUAUGAAGAAGCUGUACAAUCAGCUCGGCGUCGAGGGAAAGCCGUCAGUUUUCUUGUUCACUGCUGCACAGAUCUUAGAGGAAGGGUUCCUGGAGUUCAUCAACAACAUACUGAUGAUAGGUAUGAUACCCGCGUUGUUCGGUGAUGAUGAGAAGGACGCCAUCAUUAAUUCCAUGAGAAACGAGAGCGCAGCCGCUGGAUACGGGAUUGGAAAGGAUGCAGUGUGGCACUACUUUUGCACCAAAUGUGCUGACAAUCUGCACGUGGUGCUAUCUAUGUCACCCAGUGGCGACAUAUUGAGAAAUAGAUGCCGCAGUUUUCCCGGUUUGGUCAAUAAUACGACGAUUGACUGGCAGUUUCCGUGGCCGAAGCAAGCUUUACUUGCUGUAGCAAACGUAUUUCUGGCAGACGUACAAAAAAUACCUGACGAGUUCCGCUCCAUCAUAGUGGAACACGUGGUGCACGUGCACAUGUCUGUGGCGCAUUACUCGACCGAGUUCCUGCUGCGUUUGCGCCGCAACAACUACGUCACGCCAAAGCACUACAUGGACUAUCUUACCAACUAUAUUGCGUUGCUCAACGAAAAGGAUGCGUUUAUUGUAGCACAGUGUGAGCGUUUGAUUGGCGGGUUAGCAAAGAUUGAAGAAGCCAAUGUCCAAUUGGAAGAUCUAAAUGCCAAGUUGGCUGUACAAAAAGUGAUUGUUGCUGAACAAACGAAAGAAUGCGAAAUACUGCUUAAAGAAAUUUCUACAGCUACGGAAGCAGCAGUUGCCAAGCAAACCGUUGCAGCAAUAAAAAGUGUAGAAAUAACAGAGCAAAGCAAAGUAAUAGCAGUAGAAAAGGGAGAGGCGGAGGAAGCCUUGUCUGCAGCAUUGCCAGCACUCGAAGCUGCUAGACUUGCUCUGGCUGAUUUAGAUAAGAAUGAUAUUACAGAAAUUAGAUCUUUUGCUACACCACCUGAAGCUGUACAGGUGGUUUGUGAAUGUGUUGUAAUUAUUCGAGGAAUAAAAGACGUCAGUUGGAAAGGCGCUAAAGGAAUGAUGGCGGAUCCGAAUUUUUUGCGAAACUUGCAGGAAAUGAAUUGUGACCUUAUAACACAGGCACAGGUGAAAGCAGUAAAAGCACACAUGAAGAAAAGCAAGAAACUUGAAACCAUGCAGCAAAUUAGUAAAGCUGGAUACGGUCUUUUGAAAUUUGUGACCGCUGUACUAGGCUAUUGUGCAGUGUACAGAGAAGUAAAACCGAAAAAGGAUAAAGUGGAGGCGCUAGAAAAAGAGUACACUGAAGCAUGCAACUAUUUAGAAUCACUCAAUAGAGAAAUCAAUCGCUUACAAAAAACUUUAGAUGGACUCAAUAAUAGAUAUGACACUGCGAUGUUAAGAAGACAGGAACUACAAGAAGAGACUGAUAUUAUGAUGAGGAGAUUAGUAGCGGCAGACAAACUCAUGUCUGGCUUGUCAAGUGAACAGAAACGAUGGACAAUUGAUUUAGCCGCGUUAUACGUCGAACAGUCUCGUCUUAUUGGGAAUUGUUUAUUAUCAGCUUCAUUUCUGAGUUACACUGGUCCAUUUUCGUUUUCAUUUCGUCAAACGAUGUUGUAUGAAGAUUGGAUGGGAGAUGUCCUUGAAAAGGGAAUACCUCUUACUACACCGUAUACAGUUGAAAAAAAUUUGACUAAUGAAGUUGAAAUUAGUGGUUGGAACUCAGAAGGUUUACCACCCGAUGAGCUCUCAGUGCAAAAUGGAAUUCUCACUGUAAGGGCAUCUCGUUUUCCGCUUUGCAUUGACCCUCAAACGCAAGCACUGAACUGGAUCAAAAAGAAAGAAGCAAAGAACAAUCUCAAGGUUUUAUCAUUCAACGAUCCGCAAUUUCUACGACAUUUGGAAAUGGCUAUUAAAUAUGGAAUGCCGGUUUUGUUUCAAGACGUUAAUGAGUACAUUGAUCCAGUUGUGGAUAACGUUUUGGAGAAAAAUAUUAAAGUUGAAAGCGGCCGAACAUUUGUCAUGUUGGGUAGUAAUGAAGUAGACUACGAUCCACAUUUUCGAAUGUACCUGACUACAAAACUCGCCAAUCCACAAUUCAAUCCAGCAGCAUACGCCAAGGCUGUUGUUAUAAACUAUACCGUCACCGUACAGGGUUUGGAAGAUCAGCUUCUCAGUGUUGUGGUGCGCGCGGAACGAUCUGAUCUAGAAGAACAGCGUGAGAGUCUCAUCAUCGAGACAAGUGCUAACAAGAGUCUUCUAUCAGGAUUAGAAGAUUCCUUACUCAGAGAAUUAGCUACAUCUACGGGCAAUAUGCUGGAUAAUGUAGAACUAGUCAAUACCUUGGAAAACACGAAAUCAAAAGCAGCUGAAGUUAUGGAAAAGCUCGAGCUAGCAGAAGCUACAACUAAAGACAUAGAAAUUCUUCGAGAUGGUUACCGACCCGUUGCUAAACGCGGUUCAAUUUUGUUCUUUGUUUUAUCGGACAUGGCAAGCGUGAAUUCUAUGUACCAGUAUUCACUGUCUUCGUAUCUAGACGUGUUCUCAUUUUCAUUGCGUAAAGCUAUGCCAAAUGUAAUCCUGACGAAACGUUUGAGAAAUAUAAUUGACAUGCUCACCAAAAACGUCUACGAUUACGGAUGUACAGGUAUAUUCGAGAGGCACAAAUUGUUGUUCUCAUUCCAAAUGGACAUAAAGCUCGAGCAAAGCGAAGGCAACGUGAGUCAAAUGCAACUAGACUUCUUCAUCAAGGGCAACAUCUCGUUGGAGAAAGCUGCAAGGGUUUGUCCCGCCCCGUGGCUACCAGCACAGGGUUGGCAAGACAUCGUAAAAUUGUGCAACGACUUCCCAACCUCCUUCGCUGAUUUAGCCGAUAAUAUCGGUAGAAAUCUGGAUGCUUGGCAAGAGUGGUUUGAUAGCGACACUCCGGAAUCAGCUGAAAUUCCGAACGGGUAUCGUGAGAAAAUAAAGCCUUUCGAAGUGCUGAUGCUGCUUCGAUGUUUCCGCGUGGAUCGCAUUUACCGAGCCUUGACAGACUAUAUCACAGUCACUAUGGGAGAGGAUUACAUUACGCCGCCUGUGAUCAGCCUUGAAAUGAUAUACGAACAAACCACGCCAUACACUCCCGUGGUAUUCAUUCUAAGUCCAGGGUCUGAUCCCACCGCUGAUCUUAUGAAGCUGGCUGACAAAUGUGGAUUUGGUGGUGGCAAAUUUAAAUAUCUGUCUCUUGGUCAAGGGCAAGAAGGGGCUGCACUCGCUUUGUUAGAAGGCGCAAUCUCUCACGGACAAUGGUUAAUUUUGCAAAAUUGUCACCUGUUAGUAUCAUUUUUGCGUGAACUGGAGAAACAACUUGAGCUGAUGGAAAAGCCUCAUCCAGAAUAUCGGCUUUGGCUGACGACAGAUCCGACGCCUACUUUCCCUAUUGGCAUACUUCAGAGAUCUCUCAAGGUGGUAACAGAACCGCCGAACGGCUUGAAACUCAACCUACGGAACACAUAUUUCAAAAUGCGAGCCCAUGCCCUCGACGAGUGCAUUCAUCCACAAUUUAAAAAGCUAGUUUACGUGCUAGCAUUUUUCCACGCUGUAGUACAGGAAAGACGCAAAUAUGACAAGAUCGGCUGGAAUAUAUCCUACGACUUCAGCGAGUCUGAUUUUGUCGUAUGCAUGCAAAUCCUACAAUGCUACCUCGAUAGGUGCUACUCAGCAAAGGGUCCUGUGCCUUGGUCUACACUCAAAUACUUGUUUGGCGAAGUCAUGUACGGCGGACGGGUUAUAGACGAUUUCGACAGGCGUGUUGUGAAGACCUACAUGGACGAAUACUUGGGCGAGUUCCUGUUUGACAAAUUCCAGCCGUUCCACUUCUACAAAGACUCCACGUUCGAUUACGUCAUACCACCCGACGGUGAACGUGAAGAAUAUAUUGAGUUCAUCGAUAUAUUACCAUUGGCUAAUACACCCGAGGUGUUUGGAUUGCACCCAAAUGCCGAGAUCGGAUACUUCAGUCAGGCCGUGCGAGAAAUGUGGGGGCAUCUCAUUGAACUACAACCUCAAACGAGCGAAGGCGGUGGUGCGAUGAGUCGCGAGGACUUCAUAGACAUGAUCGCAGUGGACAUCAUGUCGAAGCUGCCACCGCUGUACGAAGUGUGGCGUGUGCGGAAACAGUUCGAGAUGAGCAUUACUCCUAGCGUGGUUGUACUGCUGCAAGAACUUGAGAGAUUCAACCGCCUCGUAAGCAAGCUACGAGUGACGCUCUCCCAACUACGCAAGGCGUUGGCCGGUGAGAUCGGCAUGGACGCGGUAUUGGACAACGUCGCCUACAGCCUGUUCAACGGACAGCUGCCAAAUGUGUGGCGCAGUCUAGCGCCCGCCACGUGCAAGGGGCUAGGAGGAUGGAUCGAUCAUUUCAUGGCGAGGACAAAGCAAUAUACAGACUGGGCAACGAUUGAGGAGCCGGUGGUGAUUUGGCUAUCAGGCCUCCAUAUACCGGAGUCGUACCUCAUCGCGCAUAUUCAGAUGGCCUGCCGUCUCUACACGUGGCCACUGGAUCGCUCUACGCAGUUCACGCGCGUCACCAAGUUUACAACGCCGGAUGAUAUCGAAGAGAGACCUGUUACAGGCUGUUAUGUCCGCGGAUUAUAUUUGGAAGGGGCCCGCUGGGAUGUGGACGAUGGCUGCCUCAGAAAAUCGCAUCCUAAAGUGCUUAUAACGGAGUUGCCUAUUAUGUACAUCAUACCCAUUGAAGCCCACAAGCUCAAAUUACAGAACACCUUGCGUACGCCAGUGUACACGACAUCGACACGUAGGAACGCCAUGGGUGUCGGUUUGGUGUUCGAAUCAGAUCUGUGGACCGCAGAACACUGCAGCCACUGGGUCUUGCAAGGAGUCUGUCUUGUUAUGAAUACAGACUAGACCAGUAUUUGAUUAACGGAAGUGAAUUUAGCUAACCUAGAAGCUAGGGUUGCUUCUAUUUUUUUUUUUCUUUUUAAAAAUGUUAGUUUUAAGUUUCUUAAUACAAUAAAUAAUUGACUGAAUAGGUUACUUGAAUGUUAUUAUUUUUCAAGCACCAAAGAAUGACCUCCAAAUCCUUUCUGUAAUGAUAUGACCCUACUAAGCUGCUCUAAUGCAAGCUAAAUG